AUGGUGAACUUCAUCAUCCCAUCAUACCAGUUAAAGACUGAUGAGCAUGAAGAUACCGCUGUUCUGUCAGUUGUUAGAAACGAACAACUCUCAGUGUUACAUCAAUAUCUUCAUAUGUUUUCGCUAGAGAUGAAGAUAUGGAUGAGCAAUAGGAUUGGGACCAAAAAGGUGUCGUGGGAUGAGUUCUUGGUAGUGGACUUGGGUGAUUUUAUGAUAGGAGAUUUGGUAAAUGUUGUAAGUUUCGUUUUGGAUGUGGAUAAUAGAGUGGCAGUUUGUUGUAGUAUAGGCAAGGAUAAUAGUAAAGAAGAGUGUACCAGCAUUUUCAUUAUUGGAAAGAAUAUAUAUAGACAUGUCUAUGGUGAAGGGAUUAUAGAUGGAUCAUGGCCACAUCUCAUGAAUUAUUUUCCAAGUUCGGUUCACAUUUUGAAGAAGAGUACGCGCAAAGGCAAAAGGAAACGAAUUACAAGGAGGCAUGAACCGGAUGUCAUCUCUGCAAGAAGCGUCAAGGAAACGAAUGUGACAGCCAUAGCCAAAGCCAAACAAGUUCCUAAGGUUGCUUUGAAUGUCCCAAAAAGGUCUAGUAAACGAAAAUGA
Eruca vesicaria subsp. sativa (arugula) is the source of this 594-nucleotide messenger RNA. NCBI's taxonomy places the organism in Eukaryota, Viridiplantae, Streptophyta, Magnoliopsida, Brassicales, Brassicaceae. The record is from the annotation of a GenBank genome assembly.